AUGGCUUCCAAAGGAGUCUCCCUCCUGAAGUUCGUGGGAACUGUUUCCCUCGGUCUUCUGACUGGCCUCUCCUACUCCCUCUCAACCGUAACAGUCCCCUCGAUCCUCUCCCUCCCCUCCGCCUCCGACGCCCUCCGCGCCUUCAAGAAUCUCUACCCGAGCGCGACCGCCCGCCUCCGCCUCCUCACCGGCGUAUCCGCAACUUCCUUCCUCCUCGCCUUCUUCCUCUCCCCGCGCGCCUUCCGCCACCCUUACCUCGUCUACGCCUCCGUCCUCACGCUCACCUCUGGUCUUGCCGAGCAAAUCACCCCCUACGUCCUCAAGAGCAGCCCCGAGUCCUCCAAGGAAUCCAUCGCCGCCCGCCGCCAGGCCGCCCGCGACCGCGAGCAGAAGCGCAAAGCCGCGCGCAUCGCUCGCCAGGAGGCUCGCAUGGAGGCCAGCUACGAGGUCCUCGGCGACACCCACAGCGACGGCGCAGGCAGCGCGAGCGGCGACGAAUCGUCUUCGGCUGCGGCUGCUGAGGCCGAGGAGGAGGCGCUCAACGGCGAGGAGAUCCGCGGCGAGGUGGACGGUUUUAGGAAGACGCAGCUCGUGCAGUCUGCCGUUGCCUCGGUCGGCUUCCUGCUGUCUGUCAUCGGCAUCUGGGGCGAUGGUGCCAUUCAGGUCUUCAAGACCGAGACUGUGAUUGUUGGUGUAUAA
Molecule: messenger RNA, 699 nt
Organism: Colletotrichum fioriniae
Lineage: Eukaryota; Fungi; Ascomycota; Sordariomycetes; Glomerellales; Glomerellaceae
Biological process (GO): autophagy of mitochondrion
Cellular component (GO): mitochondrion
Source: RefSeq, a predicted model, not a curated record